Molecule: messenger RNA, 1544 nt
Organism: Rhagoletis zephyria (snowberry fruit fly)
Lineage: Eukaryota; Metazoa; Arthropoda; Insecta; Diptera; Tephritidae
Source: RefSeq, a predicted model, not a curated record
UCCUGGAUAUGUGAACUAGUAUUUUUUUUAUAGUAGUUCAAUUGUGAUAGUUGUUAACCAUGUAGUAUCAUCAUUGAAAAAUCUGGAAUUUUACAUAGUUUUCAAACGCUGUUAUUUCAAAUACUUAAUGUAACUGUCGGUAAAAAUUGUAAUAGAUUGUCAAAUUUAAGUACCAAUUAAUAUGGCAACACUCGUUUUGUUGACAAAUAUUGAUCAUAUGGAAAGAACAGUUAGCUGAAAGAUAUGUCUAAAUCAAAGUGACCUGUUGAAAGCGAACCGCUUGUUUAGAAGACAAUAAAAAAAACACAUCAAAACACUUCUCCAAUAUUUUGAUAUUUAGUGCGAAAAAGUGUGUAUUUAAAUAUAUAUAAAUCUCAACUGCGAUGGUAUGCGAUUUUAUUUUUUAUGAAUAUUUUUCAGUGUCUACCCCAUUGAAGAUACGCGAUAUUUUCAACAAAUGGUUAGAAAUGAAGCAAUGUAAAAAGAGCCUUAUCGUUUAUGAAAUAAACAAAUUUGUGGAAAAUCAUUUGCGUAGAUCAUUACACUGCACAGAGGAAACAAAAAUCAAGUUUACGAUUUUGAAAUUUAGCACUAAUUGGGAAAAGUAUGGACGGAAAAAAGACUUAUUUGAAAAACACUGUAAUAACUGGCUGGAUAGUGAAAUAUUCUAUGGGGAUUCUAUUUGUGUUGAACCAAGUUCAAGCUUUGUUAGAGGUCGGCCACGUGUGUCUUUCGAAGAAGCAUCACAUCGAACUAAGCGAAGACGUGUUGAUGAACUUGUUGUGUCAACCUCUGCUGAAGCUCUUAAAAAAGCAGCAGAAAAAAUUUCAGAAUCAAGUAACAGUGGAACUCUUUCAGUGGAAAAGGCGUUAGCAUUGUACGUGGAUAUGGAUAUCUCUUAUAGGGAAUACAACAUGAUGAGAAACGUUGUUAAUGGUGUACAUAAAAAUUGUUUUCCGUCCUAUUACUCUAUUGUAGAAGCUAAAAAAAAACUUAUUCCAGACGGAAUUGAAGUUUCGGAAACGUCAGUACAUGUUCCAUUACAGGCAAUUUUGGAUAAAACUUCAAACAGCAUUUUGAAGAAGUUAGAAUUUGGUGCUGAAAGUGAUGUUAUUUUAGAGUGCAAGUGGGGAUUUGAUGGCAGUAGCGGUCAUAGCGUAUAUAAACAAAAAUUUGAAAGCCAAGACGCUACUGACGAGUUUUUGUUUGUUACAUCUUUCGUACCAUUACGUAUAGUGGAAGGCAAAAAUGAAAAAAUUGUGUGGCAAAACAGCAAACACUCUUCUCAAAGGCUAUGUAGACCUCUGAAAAUAUUAUUUGCUAAAGAAAAUCCUAGACUUAUAAUGGAAGUAAAAGACAACAUACAGCGUGAAAUAGAAAAUUUAACUACAUACGUCUAUAAUAAUGAUAAAAAGAAAAUUAACGUUCAGUAUCGCUUAAAAUUAACUAUGAUCGACGGGACUGUGUUAAAUGCUAUACAUGGGCAUAAGAGUUGUGCGACUUGUGUUCUGUGUGGAGCUAAACCUACACAAAUGAAUACCUAA